AAUUAAUUUCACCGUGAAACUAUUAAUGACGACAAUAAAGAGUAUAAAAGAGACAGCAGAGUUUUACUCUAUAUGUCGACAAGUUAAUUCGAAAUUCUUAUUUGUUUCAACCUUAAAACUUUAAAAAAAAAAUGAAAUCACUAGUGUUAAUAUCGUUACUAUUUAUGGUUUCAGCAAGUUUAGAAAGUGACUUCGAUAGUUCAGACAUUUUUGAAGACAAGUCAUACGCUAUUUGCAAAUAUGGUGAAACACAAUGUGGAGAGAGCUGUCGAAACAUGAAAAAAGAAAUUUGUUGUAACGGUAUACCAAAACCAUACCUUUAUUAUGGAAGAUGUGGUUUAAAUGAUUGCAUAAACUGGCAAAAAGAAAUUUGUUGUGAUGGCAUUGCUAGACCAAAGAAAGAAUACGAAAUUUGCGGUGAAAAAUGCAUAAAGUUAAAAUAUUACUACUGCUUGCAAGGAAAAGUUUAUGAAAAAGUAGAAGAUCAACAGUAACGUUUUGCCACGAAACUCUAUAUUUCUUAAACAAAAAUAAGA
Messenger RNA from Hydra vulgaris (swiftwater hydra), 536 nucleotides. The record is from RefSeq and is a predicted model, not a curated record. NCBI's taxonomy places the organism in Eukaryota, Metazoa, Cnidaria, Hydrozoa, Anthoathecata, Hydridae.